Molecule: messenger RNA, 1205 nt
Organism: Chara braunii
Lineage: Eukaryota; Viridiplantae; Streptophyta; Charophyceae; Charales; Characeae
Source: the annotation of a GenBank genome assembly
GCAGUAUCUGCUGCCAUCGCCGGAAGAGCUCAUCUGUUGCUGCGCGCGCAGAGACAAGAGCAAGGUGAGGCCAAAGGCGAGCACGAAGAGCAUCAGGCACUGUCAGGCUUUUCCAGUCCGUGUCUACGAUGGCGGCGAUGGUGGUCCUGCUGUUGCUGGGGAUUCUCCAGCUUGCCGUUCCUGGACUUGCUCAAAGUCCGCCAUCUGGUACGGUAAGGGUCGAGAGCUUGACCUAUAGUGGCUCUGGCUGUCCGCCUGGAAGUGCAGAGGGCGCACUCUCCCCCGACGGAAUUGGGCUAACUGUACUUUUCGCCCAGUUCAAGGCGCUCACCCCAGGAAGUCCAGAUGACCCGGUGAAGAAAUGCCAACUGGCCGUCAAGCUGAUCUAUCCUACUGGGUUCACGUUUACCGUGGAGAGUGUGGCAUCAGUAGGGGGCGUCGUGUUCGAAGACGCCGUCAAGGGUUCACUGGAAGUCGGAUACUUCUUCCCAGAGUCAGGGACAGUCAGAACCUUGCGAGAGUUGCCGCCUCCCCCGGAAGGCGACUUUCACUUCGACGAUGGCUUUUCAACCUUAAUCUAUGCACCGUGUGGCAGUGAGUCGACCUCGCUCAAUGUCUAUUCCGAGGUAAAAGUAGUGCCUCCACGCCCGCCGAGCGAUAACAACGGCGGCUCGAUCGACAUCGACAACCAGAGUUUUACUCUGCGCUGGAAGCCGUGCUAAAGGGAAUACUCGUCUCUGGCGGCAAAUGCAGCGAGAUCCACUUGGCCUAACCUGAUUUAACCAGCCGUCAACAACAGCGGGGGGCGGUCGUUCGACAUCAGCAAGCUACUUGGAGAGAAGCAGACUGAGCGACCGGGAGGGGCUCAGCUUGGAGAUGAGUGGAUUAAUCUAUCGGUCCGCAGCUGCAUUGUAUUGUCCGGGGCGCGUCACUGAGCGUGGUCAGCAAAGAACUUGCGACAUCACCGACGCAGGCGAUCGGACGUGUGUGUGUACAACAGCACUUCGCUGAUGGAGCUCAAUAGGAAGCCUAGCCAGUUGUGGAACUGGUCACUCAACGAUCAUUAUAAUUAUAUAUAGAGUACGUAUUUAAUGUCUGGCAGGCGAGCGAGUUUCCGCGUCAUGUAAUUUCUAAACCUGGAAAAGAAUACGCUGGCAUCUAGGACUUCCGGUGCUGGGGAAGACCCCAAGCCGAGUGCGAGAACU